UUAUUUUGGUACGGGUUAAAAUGACAUUUUUAAAAUAUUAUGAUCUUGCAUUUAAAAUUUUAUCUGAUAAAAUAAUCUAUUAAAUAUAUAAACUCAGGUGUAAUUUAUCCUUUUCAAUAAUGAAUUUUCAUGAAUAAAAGUUCAUAUUCUAGGAAAAAAUUUAGUUUGAAAUUACGAUUCCGUGUUUUGGCACGAGUUAGACCUAAGAAAACAAUAAAUAAAAUAUUUUACAGUUUCUGUUGAAAUUUUAGGUUUUACAAACCCAAAAACUAAAUAUCUAUCAUCGUUAAACAGGGUUUCGGUUUUUACUCACAAAUUUAAUUAUUAUUUGGAGAUUUAAACUUUUACGGUUAUAAUAGAUUUAGGAUAUAACAUUUAUAAGAACUUAUUUUGCUUCUAAGAUUUUAAUAUUUAAUGUAUGGUGCCGAAAAAAAUUCACUACUAAAAUUUUAAUACACUUCUAAAUAAAUAAAAAAUCAAUAAAAGAAAUCCCGUGCUUUAAAUGCGCGGGUCAAAAUCUAGUUGUCUAUUACAAUAUAUGUACUCAUUGACAAUUCCGAAUUAUAUCAGUGUUGCUAUCAGUAGUGUUCUUUGUUCUAUUAGUAGAAGCACAUAUAAAACUUUUGCUGUUUGACCUACAGAAGUUGGCAUUGCAAAAGCUGCCGAAAGCAUAACCCAAAGCCUUCGGUGGACAGGGCACAGUAACUGAUGAUGCUCUAGAAAAAAGAUACACAAAACAAAAAGAGUAACAUUUUUUUAUCGGAUAUCUUUUAAAAUGUGCAUGAAAUGACUUUCCGUUUGUCAUUUUGCAUGGCCAAUAUUUUCUGAGUUGGAGUGUUUAGCGUAUGUUAGUAUGAGUCUGCAGUCCGCACUAAUAUGUAGCCUUACCCUGUUGUUUAAUGCCAGAGUCAUGACAUGACACUCUAGUUUCUUACAUCCGUUUAUUCAGAUUGGUGUCAACUGAUUAUGUGUUCCAUAUUUACAGAUUUUACCCCCAUUUUGUGGUCGGAGGAGGGAAAACAACAUUUAAAAACAACACUUCAUUGCCAGAAUUUGAAGAUCAUGAAAGAAACAAGUGCAGAUGACUGGUAAACUUCAUAUUUUUUUGUUCGUCUUUUUAGCUAGGUGUAAGUAUGAUAAAACUGACUAGGAUCAUGCCAAGAGCCAAAAAUUCUUGUGGGUCUUGGUGUUCAGAACAUAGCCUCCGUUUUGACCACCUUUCUUUUGUACGCCAACACAGGUGCAUUUGCUGUUCUCGAUUAAAUAUUCUGAUGUGUCUACUCCUUUUGGUCCUCUUAGAGACCCUCCAGGCCUCCUAGAUCUGUCAGUACACAAUCCUCAUAUCAUUAUAUGUUUAAAAAAAACCUUGACUUCAAAAGGUUUUCUUUCCAAUUUUCUACAACAAAAUAUGUGUAAAGCGGGACAUUUCCACUCUAGCUUGCGGGCCAGUUCAUGGUUAUUCUCAAAUAUGUCACAGUUCAUGGUUAUUCUCAAAUAUGUCACAAUUCAUGAUUUUUCUAAAAUGGAUCUCUAGAGAGAGAGAGAGAGCAUGCCCUAGAAGGGAGGCUGAGAUUGUCAUGCGUUGGCCAAUGAUGAUAACAUCCACCCCAAGUUUGUCUUCAUUGUUGGGAAUGUACUAAAAUCAUUUGUACUUACUCUUGUUAAAGUCGUAGUGUCGAGAUUGACAAUCGUAUAAUAGUAGGUGGUUAUAAUGUUUUGCUAGAAACCGCUUAUAAUUUAUGAAUUGAGAAUUCAUUACUAAUAUUAUAUGAUCCUACAGGGUCACACACCUAAACAAACUGGAUCGUAACUAUAAAUAUAUUUGGGUUUUAUAUGUUAUAUUAUAUAAUCUAACACUACUAAAAGCCGAAUAAGGAGUGCAUGGAGCGUGCCACGUCAGCGUUUAUAUUCGAACCAAUCAAAGACAAGCUUUUUUACACGUCAGACGCUCGCGGUGUUGUUUUGUUCGAUCGUGGUGGGCUUCAUCCGUUGAGGUUAUUGGGCUUUAUUAGAGUUUUGUGUCGAACCAUGAACACAAAAGAAACCUCGGAGUCUUCGUCGACGCUUAUCGUCUCUGCCUCUUCGUCUUUUCAUCGGCUCUAUGUUUACGUUUUCGUUUUCUCCGAUCGCAGAGCCGAGAAGCCGAGAUUUAAUCGAGCAAAACCAACACAAUGAAUACCUCUUUUAUGAUUUCGUUUCACCUCCCCUUCUUCAUCCUUCUUUAUAUAUUGAUCUUUUUAUAUUCACACCAAAACCCUAGAACCACCCGAAACUCGAUCCAUGGCGAUGAAGCGAAAUGGGAAGUCGCAUGUCUCCUCCGACUCUGAUGAACAAUUCAUGUCCUUCAAGGAUGUCUCUCUAGGUCCCCAUGAAGCUCAACUACGCUUCCGACUCAUCCAUUUCUGGGAGGCUCGGAACCCGGUGAAGAAGACACUGAUUGGCCUCGAAAUGCUCCUCAUCGACGAACAGGGAACUGUUAUUCAAGGAUUCAUCCCACCGGGGCGAAUUAAGAAGUACUUGCUAGAUAUGAAACGCGGAUCAGUUUACAAGCUCAUCAAUUUCUACGGAUCGAAAAACAAACCGGUGUAUCGGGUUGCUGAUCAUGUCGCAACCGUGUCUUUCGCAUGGAACUCUGAAAUGUCGGUUCUUCACGAGAUUCCCAUCUCUUUUGAUGAAGACCGUUUCAGGUUUCAUUCACACGAAGAUUUUGAAGCCAACUGUGAUCUCAAAGGUGACCUCUACGGUAAGCAUAUUAGUUUUAGAAAUCAUCUCUCAGUUACAUUACUUUGUCUGUAGUUUUUAGUCUAGCCUCUUGCUUAGGUAAAGAAAUCUAUAUUUUAAGGGUUAAAUAAGUAGUUCAAAUAUUUGGUUUCUAAAGUUUUAUUAGCCAUAUAACUAACUCUUCGUGUAAAUGUUAUAGAUGUUAUUGGCCACAUGAAGCUGGUCGAUGGACAGACUCUUAUUGAGCGUCCCAGCCUUGACGAUGUUAAGAUUGCUACCACUCGGCAUAUUGUGAUUCAUGUGCAGUCGCAUGAGUAAGUGUGUUCUUUUAUUUCAAGUAAUCAUCUCCCGGUAGUUCUUAAAUACCUAUGAGUUUAUUUUUGCAGUGGACCUGUGCUGAAGCUCUACCUUUGGGACCAGGCUGCAACAGACUUUUGCAGGAAAUUCAACUCCUGUGAAAACAUUCCGACAGUGCUUUUGGUCACAACUGUUAACACUAAACGUCUCGGAGGUAAUUAUUUACUAUCCUUAAAACGUUUGCUUCUUUAUCAAUGGUUGCUAAUUUCCACUCAAUCCUUUUUAAUGAUUCUUACAUUAUUGAACAGGAACCCUUGCCCUAUCCUCUAUGUCCCCCACACGGGUCUUCAUGGACUAUGAUGUCCAACCAACCAGGGAUUAUUUCACCUGGUAUGUAUAUUCGUCUUAAGCAUCUCUUCUAUACAGAUUCAUCUGAUGUGUAGACUUACACUUAUAGCAGUGAUUGACUGACGCACUACUUUUUAUUUUGUUUCAGGCUGGGCUCUAACCCAGAGAUUGCUAACCAAGUUUGCGCAGACGUCAUCACGAAGCGUGAGACACUGUCUAUAGCAGAAAUAUUCUCCUAUAUGACUCAGGAAUCUGCAAAGGUAAAAGUAAAGCUGUAUUACUUACUCUUUUUAAACACUGAUAUAUUUUAAUCUCAUGCUUAUGAACUUUCGCAGGGUGCCUUUUUUGAGUGCACGGCUACUAUUGAUGAUGUUGUUCAUGGCUCUCCUUGGUACUACAUUGCAUGCAGUGGGUGCCAUUCUAAGGCUACCAACGGCCCAAGUUCGUUGAUUCGUACAAACACAAAAUGUCAGAAGGUUAACACAACUGGCGUUCCAGAGUAUGUUACCUCGCCUUAAUAUGCAGUUAUGGUUUCAAUAGUAUUAAUUUUCAAUUUUUGAAUUUUUGACGUUAGUUUCUUAUUCUUUCACAACAGGUAUCGGGCUAAGAUUUCUGUUUAUGACAACAGUGAACAAGCUUUCUUUGUCUUACUUGGAGAUGCUGGUCGGGAGUUGACUGGGAGGCAUGCAUCCGAGCAGCUACUUUGAGGUAACUAGCACCAGUUUAUAAUCUCAAAUGAUUUUUUAAAUUUUUCCGUUGCUUAACUCCCAAGUUAUUUAAACUGACACUAUUAAACUUGAAUGUAAGGCUAAUAAAAGCGAAGGAGCUGAUCAUGAGGUGCCUGUCCCGGAAGCUCUAAUCAGCACCAUCGGACAGACACAUAAGUUCUGUGUGAAAGUUACUGACCACAAUUUCUCAGGCAAUACUCGAGCGAUAACUGUCACCAAGAUCCUCUCUCUAGACACACCAUCACCCACGGAAGUUUCAGUUGGAAAUGACAUUGCUGCAAUGUCCGAGGGAGCAACGCAGUCUGGAGACGCCGUCUGUGAACCUCAUAAAGGCGGUGGAGACACUGCAGAUGAGGAGAGUAAGCGGGCGUGUAGCAGUGCUGAUCCAGAGACAGCUAAACGCCCAAGAUGUGAGAAUUAGAGCCUCUGCUCACAGAUGCAGUUUAAGUACUGAGUUGGUUUUUUAAAAUUUUCUGCUGUUUAAGUACUUUUUUGGUUAAGUUAAAGACAAUGCUCAGUUUUUCAACUUCAGACUUUGCAUUUCAAUAAUUUGAACUAUCUUUCUUAUAAUAUCUAUUGUUUCUUAUAAUCUUUGUUGACUUUUACAUAUAUGAGCAAAAUAACAAACAGAUUGAUUUUCUAUAUUUUUUAAAAUCAAUUAUGCCGUGAAUUCUUAUCAGGAUUCUAUAUUCCUGAAAUCAAUUGUACACAUUUAUGAAAUUUUGGAAAUGUGCCACAUUCACGGUGAUAAAUAAUAGAGAUAUAGGCGCUUGCGAAACUUAAGAAAAUUAGCCACAUUCACAUUCACAUUCACAUGUAUCAUAUAUUCUUAUGCUUAGAAAUAAAAAACCCUUAACCUAACUACUCUUCAACGCCUCCCUCAGCCCAACGCUUCUCGAAUUCACUUCUACUUCAAACAGGUAUUGUCCAACUAAUAUUUGCCAUUCUCAUUUAAUUUAUUAUUGUGUAUAUU
Messenger RNA from Brassica napus (rape), 5067 nucleotides. RefSeq lists its product as uncharacterized. The transcript has 2 exons. Lineage: Eukaryota; Viridiplantae; Streptophyta; Magnoliopsida; Brassicales; Brassicaceae. The coding region runs from base 2281 to 2796 and encodes 171 amino acids. The record is from RefSeq and is a predicted model, not a curated record.